AUGCUAUCACUGGUAGUGGCAUCAUUGCUACUUGUAACAGUGGUGGUGAUGAUCUCAAUGACUUUGGCAUUCUUCACAUCAUUGUUGACUGUACUCAUACCUCUUACAUUCAUCUUGGCACUAUUAAUCUUUAUACUCAGACUACGAUUCAUUCAAAGAAGAAGACCAGAUUCACAAUAUACUGUUGCAUUCUUCCAUCCAUAUUGUGCUGCUGGAGGUGGCGGUGAGAGAGUACUAUGGUGCUCUGUCAAGUCGAUACAGGAUGAAUAUCCACAUGUAAAGUGUGUCGUGUACACUGGCGACACAGUCUCUGAUCAACAGAUAUAUGAUAAGAUCAAGAAUCAAUUCGAUAUACAUCUAAACAGAGACAAUCUUGAGUUUGUUAGAUUACAUCAGAGACGAUUCGUUGAAGCUUCAAUGUAUCCUAGAUUCACAUUGGUUGGUCAGUCAUUGGGCUCAAUGUUGUUGGGAUGGGAGGCACUCAACCUGCUCAACCCUCAUGUAUUCAUAGACACGAUGGGCUAUGCAUUCACAUACCCAAUCUUUAGACUGCUAGGCGGUUGUAAGGUGGCCUGUUACGUCCACUACCCAGUCGUGAGCACAGAUAUGAUGUCGAGAGUGGGCCAAGCCGCCCACAACAACAACCAGGCCAUCUCUGGCAACAGGACUUUGGCCACGGGCAAGCUGAUCUACUACAGAGUGUUCUCAUGGGUCUACUGCCUCGUGGGCAACUUUGCACAGAUCGUGUUUGUCAAUGGAACGUGGACGGGCAAUCACAUCGCACAUCUGUGGAGGAUGAAGAUCGGCGUCAAUGGACUGCACCUGCUGUACCCACCCGUCGACACGAGGACCAGGAAGCAGCUGGCACUUAAUUGGAUGGGCAGGAAGAACAUUGUCCUGUCGAUCGCGCAGUUCAGACCAGAGAAGGAUCACACUCUGCAACUCAACACACUGCACUACAUCCUCACCAAGUAUCCAGAGCAUCGCAACAACAUCAAGUUUGUGCUGGUUGGCUCGACACGCGACCAGGACGACAGGGACCGCGUGGAGGCCCUCAAGACGCUGGCCGACGAGUUGGAGAUUGCCGAUCACCUGGAGAUCAAUGUUGGCGUGUCGGCACAGCACUUGAACCAGCUGCUGAACGAGGCGUCCGUUGGCAUUCACACAAUGUGGGCCGAGCACUUUGGCAUUGGCGUCGUCGAGUUGAUGGCGGCCGGAGUGAUACCAGUGGCGCACAACUCUGGUGGACCCAAGGAGGACAUUGUCAAGCACAACGAGACAGGCUUCUUGGCCGUCACCAAAGAGGAGUAUGGCGACUACAUUCACGACAUACUCUCAUCCAAAGUGAAGUACAUAGAGAUGCAACGUGCAGCACGUGAAUCAACCGACAGAUUCUCUGAGGAGAACUAUAUUGUACAGUUCAUUGAGAAGAUCAGUCCACUACUACCACAAUCAGAGAAGAAACAUAAAUAA
Messenger RNA from Acytostelium subglobosum LB1, 1473 nucleotides. RefSeq lists its product as hypothetical. The record is from RefSeq and is a predicted model, not a curated record. Gene Ontology annotation, molecular function: GDP-Man:Man(3)GlcNAc(2)-PP-Dol alpha-1,2-mannosyltransferase activity. Gene Ontology annotation, biological process: protein N-linked glycosylation. The coding region runs from base 1 to 1473 and encodes 490 amino acids. NCBI's taxonomy places the organism in Eukaryota, Evosea, Eumycetozoa, Acytosteliales, Acytosteliaceae. Gene Ontology annotation, cellular component: endoplasmic reticulum membrane. The transcript is spliced from 3 exons.